AUGUCUACUGUAACCUUGCUACCGUUCCCAGUGAAUCAAACAUCCAGCUUUAUAGAGACUUUGACUGAUUGUGACAACUUUGCUCAUGGAAACUGUUCCGGCGAAGAAGAAGAAUUACAACGCAAGAGUACGCCAUCAUUUGAUCUGUGGACGGAUUUCGAAGCUUACCGAUACGGCUACUGGACAAUCGUGCUGUUCGUUGUCUUGCUGGGCAUUAUCGGAAACAGCCUUCUGUUUGUUAUGAUGGGGGACAAGCAGCUGAAUUCUCUUUCAUACUCAGUGUACUUGAAAUUCCUGGCUAUAUCUGAUAGCUUGGUGCUAAUCAUAAACCUUAUCAAUAAAAGUGAAGCUACAUUUUUAGAGAAUCGACCUACACAGGUUUUCUUAUGUGUAGUGUCCAUCAGCGUCAGAGUUCUCGUGACGAUUCUGUCGCCGUGGCUGGUGGUUGGACUCACGCUCGACAGAUGCGUCUGUGUGUGUUUUCCUCUGUCACGAGAACGAUUCUGUACCAGGAAGAAGGCCAUGUCCGUCUGCUUCACAAUGCUUGGUCUGUCUCUUGUCUUGGUUGUGCCCUUUUCUGUCGGAACAGAGGUGGUCAACGAUAAAACUUACUCGAAACAGCAUGCUGAAUGA
Molecule: messenger RNA, 633 nt
Organism: Gigantopelta aegis
Lineage: Eukaryota; Metazoa; Mollusca; Gastropoda; Neomphalida; Peltospiridae
Product: cysteinyl leukotriene receptor 1-like
Exons: 2
Coding region: 1-633 (210 amino acids)
Biological process (GO): G protein-coupled receptor signaling pathway
Cellular component (GO): plasma membrane
Molecular function (GO): G protein-coupled receptor activity
Source: RefSeq, a predicted model, not a curated record